AUGGGGGAACGACUACCAACGCCAAUUAUUGCGGGCGCACUUGUCACCAACACCUGGCUUCGACUACUUGGCUCGUCACUAGAGCCACUCGACAUUUCUGAACAUUACCUCAUGGACUUCGCCGAAUCAGUAGAUCACUCUACCUUUGCUCAUCAUUAUCUACGUAUAUCUGAUUUAGGCCUUCGCCUCGAUCGCUUACAGAGUGUGGAUGAGCACGAUGGAUUGGGACCAGAUGCAAAGCUACUGUGGUGUCGCCUCGAGUAUGAGUGUUUGUUCUGGGCCGUUCAACUUCCCACGUCACUUCUUGAUCUUCGUGACGGGAUGCCAGCUCGACCAGAAGCGAUUAUCAUUCACUCUCUCCAUAACCUGGUAGUUCUGACGUUCUACGCUACUGUUCUCAGCCGACAGGACACUCUCGGUACCUUGUUGGCAUUACGCCCUGUCCCUGGUGUGCUCCAUUAUGUUUGUUCUCUGGUCCGAUCAGUGUUCAUUUGUCCCCGGGAAAUGCUCAUUCACUGGUCCCUCCUCUCGGACAUUCAAGCUGCAACCGCUCGUAUCGUUCUGCAACUCUGGCGUCAAACGCAGUUUGAGAAUUUUCAAGGCCUUUUAAAUCUUUGGGACGAUGCACUAGGCCGCUAUCCGGAAUUGGCCCAAGAAGUGCGUGACGAAAUUGGUCCUGGGCCCUGGAAUAUCGAUCAGACAGAUGGCUAUUCCGUCUUUUGGACCUUCCGCGAUCUUCGUAGUUUACAUCUCCAAGACGCAUUUCCACAUCUGGCUGAAGCUACAAUGUCUUCACCGAACACCAUUGUCGAAUAA
Penicillium daleae is the source of this 816-nucleotide messenger RNA. RefSeq lists its product as uncharacterized. Lineage: Eukaryota; Fungi; Ascomycota; Eurotiomycetes; Eurotiales; Aspergillaceae. Bases 1 to 816 code for a protein of 271 amino acids. The record is from RefSeq and is a predicted model, not a curated record. The transcript has a single exon.